Molecule: messenger RNA, 4569 nt
Organism: Boleophthalmus pectinirostris (great blue-spotted mudskipper)
Lineage: Eukaryota; Metazoa; Chordata; Actinopteri; Gobiiformes; Gobiidae
Gene: lrrc9
Product: leucine rich repeat containing 9
Exons: 32
Coding region: 1-4569 (1522 amino acids)
Molecular function (GO): protein binding
Source: RefSeq, a predicted model, not a curated record
AUGAGCCACAAUGAAAAACUGAAGUUUCGUGGUGAUGAUGAAGUGCUUAAGGAACUGUGCAAGACCAAUGGCAUAGCUUAUGACAAAAUUGCACAUGAAGGAACAUCUGUCAACUCCCUGGAGAUAUUCUUCUCUGGUUUCCCACGCAUGGUUGGACUUUCAUUUUUCCCCAGACUUUGUCAGUUGACUAUAGUCGGCCAGAGCUUGGAGAUCAUUGAAGGCUUGGAGGGCUGUCCAAUGCUCCGUGAUCUCUGGGUAGCUCAGUGCCAUGUUAAGGAUAUUACUGGCCUAGAGAGCUGUUUACAACUGAAGAAACUUUAUCUUUAUGAUAAUCAAAUUAGCAAGAUACAGAAUUUGCAAAUGCUGGUCCAUCUACAAGUCCUGUGGCUCAACAACAACUGCAUCAGUGAGAUACAGGGGCUUGACAACCUUGAACAACUCAGAGAAUUAAAUUUAGCUGCCAAUUGCAUUGAAAUGAUUGGGCGUCUGUUGGAGCCUAAUGUUAAUCUACAAAACCUCAACCUAUCCGGAAAUCGAAUUAAAUCAUUUAAGGAACUGACCUACCUUGCUCAUUUACCACAACUCACAGAGCUAGCCCUCAACGAUCCAACUUCAGGUCCUAACCCAGUUUGUCUGCUGUGUAACUAUGCAACACAUAUUCUGUAUCACAUGCCUGGCCUCCUUUGCCUUGAUACCUAUAGUGUGUCAAACAGCCAAGUCAAGGAAGUUGCUGAGUCUACUGUACUAAAGAAAAUGAUGUAUUACAACAUGCGUGUGCGCAUGGUUCAGAGGAUGCUGGCAGAGACCGUGCACAAACUGGCAGAGAAAAAGCAAACUGUGCUGCAGAUCCCUGAAGAAAGAAUCAGAACGUUAACCUAUUCAUUCAAAAUGUACUUUGUUUUACAAUUGCGCUGUUAUGUGUCUGUGCAGCUGGAGCGAGAGCUCUCACGAUUGGCUGGUGACAGCAAAGUAUCUACAGGACUCAGCUCAGAGGAAGCCCUGUCUGUUAGAGUACACUCUGAAGGUCAAAAUAAUGGCAUCAGUCUAGAUUCAAAUUUGGAAGAAGGAAUUCUCCUGAAAAUGACCUCAAUAAGAGAGAGACUGGCACUGUGGGGCAAAAAGAUGGAUGAAGUGGAAGCACUCCAUGAGCGAGAGGUUGCUCAUGUUAGAAGCUGUGUGGAAUAUGCCAUCCAGUUUCUCUUGAUGGAGCUAGAAAGUGUUGGAAACAUUCGUUUUGAGGAAGGCUGUUCCGCCAACCCCUGGUUUUCUAUCUGCUGUGACCUCCUUCAUUUGCGCUUCUGUCACUCAGAUUACAGGGCCUAUGAUGUUACUGGAGUAAAAAUAAACAAAGUGAUUCGUAUUCACAACACUGCUCUGAGGCUUCGGUUUGAAGAGAAACUGCAGAUGCUGCUCAAUGAUGAAUCAUCAUCUCUUCCCCAGAAUUACAGACAAAGACUGGAAUACUUGUUCUAUGUCCCUAACCCAGCAAAAGUCCCUGAAAAGGAGGACCUUUUGCAUAUUUUAGAAAAUGGCUUUAAAACUGCUGAACAAUUUAAGGCUCUAGGAAGAGAAGAGGCUAUUCCUUUGUCCAACAGCCUGUAUUUCAGUGAACAGUAUCGGAUUGAGAGCGCAAUGUCUGACACCAGUCACAGUUCUUUCCAUAUUAUGGAUGAUAGCCUUCUCUGUCAUGGCUGGGUUAUACUUUCCAAAGUAUUUCUUGGAAACAGCACACCAAUAAGAAAUGGUGAAUCUGUGGAAAAAAACAACUACCCCACAGCCCAUUCUGUGUACCUAAACACUGGCACAAAAAACAAAACAACCACCAAAGAAGUGCCUAGCUCUCCCAGAGCACACGGAUCUGAGUCCUGUCGUCAACACAGAAAAUGGUUCAUAUUUGACAAUGAACUUGUUCUACCAGAGUACAUCAUAUAUUUUGAAUAUGUCACUACGAAUCAAGAAAAGACUAACCAUAUGUAUAACACAGAGAAAAAUAGUACUUCUCCCAGUGAGAUAGUUGUGGACAGGGAAGUGCUCAAUAUGGAGCCAGUGCUGAAGGCACAGCCCAAACUGUUGAGCAUGGAUGAGAAGAUGCUGCUAAGUGUGACUCAGGCAAAUAUGUCCAGUCAGAUAACUGUGCUGAACUUGCAUGGCAACAGUCUGAGCAAGCUGAAGGAAAUUAGUCGCAUUUCAACUCUCAGGCACCUCUGUAUCAGCUUUAAUGAAUUCACACGGCUGGAUGACAUUCGCAGCAUGCAUAAUCUUGAGUUUUUGGAUGCCAGCUUUAAUCGCUUGGUUACCCUCGAAGGAAUGAAGAACUUGCCAAAGCUCAGAGACCUUGAUGUGCGGUGGAACAAGCUGACCAGGGCCAGAGAAGACACAAUGGUUCUGAUGAAACACACACCCGUUCUAUUAAGACUGGACACAAGACACAACCCAUGGAAAAGGGCAAAGUCAGUUCGAAAGAUCAUAUUGGCUGGUUUGAAGUCACUCACACGCCUGGAUGAUGAACUCAUCACUGAAGAGGAAGCUACUGAGGCUGUUGGAGCUGCAGAGACAAGAAUCACACAGACUUGUCUUUUAGUGCACUCCUCUACAAAUGCUGAACGCCCACGAAGCCUCAGUCUGCUUUCUACAGCCCACUUCUUGUGCGAACUCAGUCACAAUAUGUGGAACAGUCUUCAGCCAGACUGGAUGUCUAAGAUAACAGCUCUGAACCUUGAUGGCUUGAGGAUUUCAAAGCUGUCUAACCUUAAUGGACUAGUAAACUUGCGCUGGGCCUCCUUUAAUGAUAACGACAUUGCCGAAGUGGAAGGACUUGACUGCUGUCUGAAGUUAGAGGAACUUUCACUAAAUGACAACAACAUCACUACUGUAACUGGUCUAUUGAAACUCACUUCUUUAAAUAGACUGAGUUUGGAUGGAAAUCAACUGACUUCACUAGAACCUUUGGUUUUGGAGCAGCUGUCCAGUCUCACUUUUCUCUCACUGGACAAAAACCACAUCACUUCUCUCCAUGGGAUUCAGAGAGUCCGAUCACUUUUGGAGCUGUACAUCGGCAACAACCACAUAUCUACAACUCUGGAUAUCUUUUAUCUGAAGGGAUUAACAAAUCUCAUCAUUCUGGAUUUGCAUGGAAAUCCACUGGUUGAGAAAUUGGAAAAUUAUCGCAUUUAUGUAGUCUUUCAAAUAUCUUCGUUGAAAGCUUUGGAUGGCAUCGCUGUGGAAGAAACUGAAUGUAAAAAUGCAAAGGGCAUGUUUAGUGGGAGAUUAACAUCGGACAUGGUGUUUGAGAAGCUGGGCCAUUCAAAGUACUCUGAAAUUACAAAUCUUUCUAUGGUGUCCAACUCCAUAAGAAUGGUUGAUUUGUCCCCAGCUGACUUGUUUGACGCCCUGCAACAUAUAAAUCUGGACCACAACAACCUCACCUCCUUCUCUGGCCUCAUCUACCUGCCUAAUAUAAAAUCUCUUAGUCUGAACUACAACCACAUUGAGUCCAUCUUGCCACGACGGAAGGCCCAAGCUCACCUGACAAAACGACAGCUUCUGCACAACAAAGUUCACUCCAGUGGUUACGGCCAGCAGAGACAGACCAAGAGCAACAGGGAAGCUGUACCCUUUGGCAGCCUGGAGCCGCUGAUGGGGAGUCUGGAGGAGCUGCAUUUGAGUCACAAUGGCAUCUCCAAUAUGGCCAAUCUUCAGCUCAGCAGGCUCACCAAUCUGAAGGCACUCUUUCUUCAAGGUAAUGAGAUCAGCCAGGUAGAGGGACUGGAAGGACUCCACCUUCUCAGAGAACUAGUGCUGGACAAAAAUCUAAUCAAAGUCUUUUCCGAGAACUCUUUUACUGGGCAGGGUGCACUUUUAGAACUUUCCCUGUCAGAGAACCGUGUCCGCGAGCUCAGCCACCUGGAGCACCUGACAGAGCUACGGAAGCUCUCCCUAGACUCCAACAAGCUGCAGGAUACUGCAGAGUUGGAGAAACUAGAAGCCCUCCCUUCACUGACAGAACUUUGUGUGACCGGCAACCCUGUGGCCCGUAGCUCUGUGUACAGAGCAGCCGUGGUUCUGCGCCUGUCACAGCUGCAGAUUCUGGAUGGAGUAGUCAUAACUGUAGAGGAGAGGACCAGAGCCGAGCUGCUCAACACAGAGUCCUCGCCAUGCCCACAGUUCAGCACUGAGAUAAACCUGUCCGGACUGUUGCCACUUAUGUCACGCAACACUUUAAGAACCAUAACCACCAUGAGCGGAGGGCUGCAGAACCUCAUCCAAGGACAGGACAGUUCAUUGACUGCUGCAGAUGAGACCCCACAGCAUCUCAGCUACAAAUAUAAGAAGCACAAACACUGUAAUCCAGCUAGGAGUGAGAUGAGAUCAACGUGCAGAACUGGAGGGAGCCUGUCCAUUACUGGUUUAGCUAUGACAUAUGCCCAAGGAGAGCAGAAAGGCAGGUCAGUUAAGUCCCUGCACCUGUCACAGCUGCAGAUUCUAGAUGGAGUAGUCGUAACUGUAGAGGAGUGGACCAGAGCCGAGCUGCUCAACACAGAGUCCUCGGUGAGCAUCACUGAUUCUUGA